AUGUGCCCCAACGCGUCAACGCCGGCGACCGGCGACGCCGACGCCGACACAGGCGCCACUGUUCUUGCAAAGCUUCAUGCAUCGCGAGCUUCCAUCGUCUCGGUGCUUUCAGCCGCGGCCGAGGCUGAGGUCGAAAUCGACGCCAUCGGUGACCGCCUCGACGAGCUCCUGUCCAGCGCCUCGCCGUCGUCCUCCCACAACCUCCAGUCCCAAGCCGUGGCGGCACGCGCGCUGAGCGCGCGCAUCGACCGCGCCGUCGCGCCGGCCGAGCCCCUCCUCGCGGCGUUCCGCCGCGUGUCCGCGCUCGCCGAGGAUGCCGUACCACCCGCGAACCCGAGCGACGCCGAGAGCGCGGUCGCGUUCGUCGACCGUGUGGACCAGCUGCGGGACGCCAUCGAGGAGGUGGUGGCGCGUGGCGAAGAGGCCGUCCGGAGGGUGGAGGAGGCGGUCGGCUUCCUGGGCCGGACCAAGGCGGCCGGACGAGGCCGCGUCCGGAGGCUGACCGAGGCCGCCGCGGCGCUGCGCGCGGUGUACGAGACGGAAGCCGAGGAGAUGCGCUUCGAGGGCCCGCUCGACGAUGCUCUCCUCGGCCUCCAGGAGCUCUUCGAGGCGCUGCUCCUCAGGCUGAAGCACCCGGCGCCCGUGGACGACGACGUCGCCGGCGCCGAGGGAGGCACGGCCGGGUACGAGCUGGGCACUGACGACCAGGUGGAGGCCGCGGCAAGGAUGGCCAGGACGCUCGCCGGCAACGACUGCUUGGAUAUCUGCCUCGACAUCUACGUCACGACGAGGUACAGGAGAGCGGCCAAGGCGAUGAUGCGGCUCAACCCGGCGUACCUCAAGUCGUACACGCCGGAGGAGAUCGACGCCAUGGAGUGGGAGUCGCUGGAGUCGGCCAUGGCGCUAUGGAGCCCGCAUUUCCACGUGGCUAUCGCCUCCGUGCUCGUCGCGGAGCGCCGGCUCUGCGCGCGCGUGCUUGAGCCCCUGCCGCCGGCGGUCUGGCCCGAGUGCUUCGCCAAGAUCGCCGCCCGCAUCGUCGCGGCGUUCUUCCGCUUCGCGGACGGCGUGGCCGCCGCGGCGCGCGAGCCGCAGAAGCUGUUCAAGCUGCUCGACAUGCUCGACGCGGUGGUCCGGGAGAGGGAGCGCCUGGACGAGCUCUUCUCCAGCGAGUCGGCCACGCUGGUCGCCAUCCGCGAGCGCACGCGCGAGGUGGAGCGCGCGCUGGCGCGCGCCGCGGCCGGCGUGUUCUUCGAGUUCGGUCUCCGCAUCGAGACGCUCUACGUCACCGGCGCCGGCGCUGACGCCGGGCACGUGCCCAAGAUCGUGCGGUACGCCGUGAACUACCUCAAGUGCCUCGCGUCCGACGACUACCGCGCGCUCAUGGACACCGCACUGCGCGCGGAUCUGGAACGCGGCGACGAGGAAGAGAACACGGGCGAGGGCGGCAACCGCGCCCCGCUCAACGAGGCGGCGGCGAGCGUGCUGGAGGCGCUGCACCGGCACGUCGAGGCGGCGCGCCGGGUGUGCCCGGACACGGUGGCGUCGCACGUCCUGGCCAUGAACGCUUACUGGUACAUCUACAUGCGUUCCCGGGGCUCGGAGCUGGCGAAGCUGGUGGGCGAGGACACCAUGCGGCGCCGGUACAAGGCGGCGGCCGAGGAGGCGGCGUGGGAGUACCAGGACGCGGUGUGGACCCCGCUGGUCCGUCUCGUCAGCGGCAGCAGCUCCGGGGCGCCCAAGACCUGGCCGCCGGACGACGCACGGGAGAAGGCGGUGGCGUUCGCUGACAAGCUCGAGGAGCGGGUGAGGCGGCACGGGGCCGAGUACAAGAUACCAGACGGCGACCUCCGGGGACAGAUCAAGGUCGCGGCGGCCAAGGCGGUGCGCGGCGCGUACGCCGGGUUCUUGAAGGCCAACGACAAGGCCCUGGCUGGCGGCCGGAAGCAACUGCUGCCGCUGGACAUCAUCGAGGGAAUGGUCGGGCGAGUGUUCGACGAAAUGAGCGAUGGAGCCGCCGGCAACGUCGGCCGGGCGAGGAGCCGGCGGGAGUCGAGGAGCAGCGGCAAUCUGGAGGGCUUCUUCGCCGUCUAA
Molecule: messenger RNA, 2091 nt
Organism: Miscanthus lutarioriparius
Lineage: Eukaryota; Viridiplantae; Streptophyta; Magnoliopsida; Poales; Poaceae
Source: the annotation of a GenBank genome assembly